AUGCUUCCAAAGCUACACAUAUAUUUCGAAAAUCACACUUCUUCUCAAUUGAACUCUUCCUUCAUUGACUUCUACAUUAUCAGUGAGCAAGCCGCUGGUCACUACUCUCAAGGAUUCGACCCACAUGAGCUCAAGCAGAUAAUUGGGCCAUUUCUGUCAUCACCUCUUAGCCUAGUACCAAAACCGCAUUCGAACAAGUUCUGUCUUGUGCAAGACUUGUCAUACCUCUCAAUCAAUACAUCAAUAAUAUCUGACAAUGCCAGUGUGACAAUAUAG
Suillus subalutaceus is the source of this 276-nucleotide messenger RNA. RefSeq lists its product as uncharacterized. The transcript has a single exon. The record is from RefSeq and is a predicted model, not a curated record. The coding region runs from base 1 to 276 and encodes 91 amino acids. NCBI's taxonomy places the organism in Eukaryota, Fungi, Basidiomycota, Agaricomycetes, Boletales, Suillaceae.